Molecule: messenger RNA, 414 nt
Organism: Racocetra persica
Lineage: Eukaryota; Fungi; Glomeromycota; Glomeromycetes; Diversisporales; Gigasporaceae
Source: the annotation of a GenBank genome assembly
AAAAAUAUUUGUGAUACAAAUGUUACAAAUAUUAAAAAUAUUGACUAUGCUUUCUUCUUAAAACAGGCCGCUAAAUGGAUUAAAUAUAAUGGAUGUCUCCCUCAUGAUGCUUUUAAAGUAGACCAUCGUGCUAUUGGUCGUGGACAAUAUGAGGGUGGCAUUCACAUUGGUUAUGUUGAACCAAAUCAACAUAAAUUAAUUAUUGGUUGGGGUUGGAAUCAACAUGAAUUACAUGAUUUUGAAGUUUUGUGUGGUGAUUAUAGUCAAUUUAAAUGGCAUCAUAGUGAGGGAGCCUGUCGACCACAAUUUUUCAUCCCUUUGAAAGCUGGCCAUGAAAGUGAUGGAAAAGAAUUAUAUAUCGCCAAAGCCCACUAUAAUAAUGAAUGGAGAAUCGGUAAAGCUGGUCAGUGCUAG